AUGCCUCCAAGAGCGCAGCGAGGCUUAUCCGCCUCACAAGGCAUCUCCUUAAAUCGGGUGCAGUCGGCUAGUGGCGUCGCCCGCUCCGCAACAAAUACAACGGCACCCAAAGUCCCCACAGUAGUGGCAGCAGCAGCGGCAGCCAAGCAGCCCCCCCGAGCCUCGGUUGUUUCCAAAAGUCUCACGGUCACAGGCAACGCCAGAAGUGACAUGGAAGCCCUCUUUGAGCGGUUUCUCAGCCGUGACCGAGUUGAUGGGGUUGAUGCGUUUGGUAUGAAUGGUAUUUAUCGCCUUUGCGGGGAGCUUGAGAUAGAACCAGACUCUUUUGAGAUGUAUGCGCUAAUUUGGAAGAUGGGUGUCACACGAGGCGGCUGCAUUCCCCGUGCAGAUUGGCUUAAAACGAUGUACACGUACAAAAUUGAUCAGCCACAAGAUCUGAAGAAGAUUCUCGUGGAGUGGGUGAAAGAAGCCAGAGGAGACGCCUUCAAGGAGUUCUACAAUGCGCUCUAUGAUUAUAUCCGUGGUGAGGAGGCUCGUCUUAUGCCUUGUGGAACGGCCGUGAAGGCCUGGGGUGUGCUUUUCCAACGAGCACCUCGCAUAGAGCAAUGGAUUAACUGGUGUUCAACCGUCUAUAAACGAGACGUUAGCCGAGAUCUGUGGAGGGAGAUUGAGGCUUUCCUCUCCACCGUCCCAAAUAACGAGGCCUACAGUGCGGAGGACAAGUGGCCAUAUGUCAUAGGCGACUAUGUGGAAUGGUGCAAAGCGUCUUCGUGA
Molecule: messenger RNA, 774 nt
Organism: Trypanosoma conorhini
Lineage: Eukaryota; Euglenozoa; Kinetoplastea; Trypanosomatida; Trypanosomatidae
Product: DCN1-like protein 2
Exons: 1
Coding region: 1-774 (257 amino acids)
Biological process (GO): positive regulation of ubiquitin-protein transferase activity; protein neddylation
Cellular component (GO): ubiquitin ligase complex
Molecular function (GO): ubiquitin-like protein binding; ubiquitin conjugating enzyme binding; cullin family protein binding
Source: RefSeq, a predicted model, not a curated record